AUGGAAGAGGAAAAGUUAAAAGUCAGCGCACCAUCUUUCAAAAAUCAUGGAUCACCAAGAAGAAAAAGCGUAAAAGAACCUAAGCCACCAAAAGAGAGUAUAAAAACUGGCAAUUCAGGUAUGAAGCUCGUUAGAGACAUCUGGUUGAACGAGUCGAAGAACAAGAAUUUUGUAUUCUCUCCGUUCUCAAUAGACAUUGCUUUGGGUUUACUAGCUGUUGGAGCAAGUGCUGAAACUUUAAAAGAGAUAUUAGGCUUUCUCAACUGUGAAAGCCUCGACCAUCUACACUCGCUGAAUUCUAAACUCAUCGACUCUUUUAGCAAAGCAGGAGCUCAACUGUCUUUCGUUGGCGGUGUUUGGGUCGACAAAUCUUCUCCUCUUAAACCUUCGUUCAAAGAAGUUACAAACAUAGUUUAUAAAGAAAAAGCCGAGACUGUGGAUUUCAUAAAUAGGAUAGACUAUACAAAUUAUAUAAUUAUAUUAUUUAGCACUAGUGAAACCGCAAGCGCGAUGCGCCUGCCGUAUGCCUGCUACUUGAACCUAAGAUUGCGCGUUGCUAACAGUUCUGUUAAAUAG
Molecule: messenger RNA, 576 nt
Organism: Papaver somniferum (opium poppy)
Lineage: Eukaryota; Viridiplantae; Streptophyta; Magnoliopsida; Ranunculales; Papaveraceae
Product: serpin-ZX-like
Exons: 2
Coding region: 1-576 (191 amino acids)
Molecular function (GO): serine-type endopeptidase inhibitor activity
Source: RefSeq, a predicted model, not a curated record